Molecule: messenger RNA, 2740 nt
Organism: Spinacia oleracea (spinach)
Lineage: Eukaryota; Viridiplantae; Streptophyta; Magnoliopsida; Caryophyllales; Amaranthaceae
Product: jasmonate-induced oxygenase 1
Exons: 3
Coding region: 153-1802 (549 amino acids)
Molecular function (GO): nucleic acid binding; zinc ion binding
Source: RefSeq, a predicted model, not a curated record
AUCAUUGCUGUCUAAAACAACAACCCAUAAAAAAAUAAAAAAUGGAAUGUCAUGUAAAUUUAUAAAUCAUAUGAUGAUUUUAUUUCUAGCCUAUUUCAAAAAAAACACUAGCUUUACCUUCUUCAAUUCUUUACAUAUUCAAUUAAAAAAAAAUGCCAAUAAACUCACCCUUAAAUUCCCUACUACAAUUCCAAGAAAACCACCAAUUGAAAGAAGCAAACAACUUCGAUUUCCCUGCCCCGCCACCAUCUCCGACCGCUUCAAGCCGCCGUGCCUCCUCUGUGGCAAACGACGAGGUGUUGACGGAGUUUCUUGAGCAGAGUCUCCGAGUCCCUAACCUCAUUCUCCCUAAUCGAAUCUUCCCAAAACAAAAACCGUUCAGGGAAAUUCCAGAGAUUGAUUUUCAGGCAUUGGAAUUCAGAAGUGAUGAUUUAGUUUUACAGAUCCGAGAUUCUUUAUCGGAAAUCGGGUGUUUUCAGGUGAUCAAUCAUGGGAUUCCGCCGGAGUUGAUUAGGACGGUGGUCAGGCGGGCGGGGCGGGUGUUUAGAAUGGCGGCGGAGGAGAAGAGAAUGGCGGCGAGAUCGCCGGAAAUGGAGUUUGGGUUUGAGGAUCAGGUGAGCGGGGAAGAAGAAGAAGAGGUUGUUAGUGAGAUGAGUGAGGAGUUUGUUUGGGGUAGGAGCUCUGGUUUUAUGUUGAAAAUGGAGGGAAUUUGGCCUAUCAAAUUUUCAAAAUUCAGUAACAAAAUGGAGACUUUAGCAUUGGCAAUUGAGAAGAUUGCCAAGGAAAUUAUGAUGAUCUUGAAUGAAAACUACCUUAAUGUACCAAAAGACGAAGGACAAAAUAAUAGUUCUAAAGAUUGUGUAUGCCACAUCUACAAGCAUCCCCAUGACGUGGCAGCUGAUGAAUGCCUUAGAUCCCUUCGAUAUGACGUCAUCAGGAUGAUGAUCAAAGGGUCAGAUUAUUCCCAUGCAUUAUCAUUGCAUGUUUGUGAUGGAUCUUCUGAGUUUCAUGUCUACUCCAAGAAAGGCUGGAUUUCUUUCACUCCAUUACAUAAUGCUUUGAUUGUCACAGCUGGAGAUCAAAUACAGGUACCCCUGAGGUUUUUUAGAUUUUCACCAGGUGCCCUUGUGCUUUAUGGUAAUUUCACCAGAUACCCCUGCUCACCAACGGCUAGUUUCACCAGGUUUUGUUCUGUAACAAUUGCUGGGGGAGGGGAAUAUGAAGUGAAAGAGGGGGCUGUCAAAUACCCUAUUAAGUUUGAUGCAAGGACUUGUGGUUGUGGAGUAUGGCAAAUAUCUGGCAUACCUUGCAGACAUGGCCUUAGGGUUAUUUACCACCAAAGACUUGAGGCUACUGAUUUUGUGUCUCACUACUUCAAAGGGCAAGCAUACAAGUUAACUUACUCAGAGCACAUACACCCCAUGCCUGACCCAACCCAAUGGCUUUCUUUUGACCUUCCUAUUAUCCUCCCACCACCCAUGAAGAGGGCAUCAGGUAGACCCCCUAACCUGAGAAAAAGAGGUAAACAUGAUCCAAAAAGGGGAAAGAGAAAUAGCACUGUGAGGUGUGGUAAGUGCAAGGAGGUGGGACACAAUGCAAGGACAUGCAGAGGUGGGGCCACUGCAAAGCAAAAGAAGGCUGCUGCUGCUGCUGCUGGUGGUGGUGGUGCUUUUGGUUCUGCUGGUGCAGCUGGUGCAGCUGGUUCUGGUGUAGCUGGUUCACAGCAAGGGGGAGAUCAAGGUGCUUCCAGUUCACAGCAACAACGUAAUGCAUCAAGUAAGGGAAAAAGGAAGCGUACUUGAUUUUGUGAUUUAUGCAUAACUUUUUGCUAAACUUAUCAUGUAUAUCUUUUUCCAAUGGGAGCAAGUUUUUGUAGAGCUACACUUAAAGUUUUUGCGUGUCGGGGGCACACUUUUGUAAAGCUACUUAAUUCGGAAAUGAAAUAUCAUAUUAUUGAUGAAAUGUCAUCAUUCACUUUCUCAUUACAAAUACUAGAAUAAAAAACAUUACAAUGCCAAUUUUGAUAGUUCCAUGCAUUAAUUUCUUUUGCUGCUUGAGUUUCUUCUUCAUUUGGUGAAUUUCUUCAUCCAAGCUUCUGUUUUCUUCAAUUUCUCCUUCCUUUGUGCUACCUCUGUUGUUUCUGAUUGGCAGUGGUUGCUCAAUGCUUCCCUUGCACCACUUGAAGUUGUCACAUAAGUCACACUUGUAAUAUAGUCUUUGAGGAUUUUUCAUUGUUUCAGAACUUCUUAUUGCAAAUUUUUUCCCACAUAUGUUGCAUGUUUUGUUUGGAACUAAAACGUAUGAGGAUUCAUACGUUGUAGAAGAAGAUUGGGAUUGAGAAUAUGAGCUCAUUUGAAGGUGAGUUGGGAAUUAGGAAAAAUAUGAGUUGGUUAAGGGGAAGAACAGAAAUUUGUAGUGAAGAGUUGCAGCGGCUCCCCCUUUAAAUAGAGAAGGAUUACCAACGGCUAGUUUUUUUUAAAAAAACUAGCCGUUGGUGAGCAGGGGUAUCUGGUGAAAUUACCAUAAAGCACAAGGGCACCUGGUGAAAAUCUAAAAAACCUCAGGGGUACCUGGUGAAAUAAAUUACGAGGGUACCUGGUGAAAAAAAGUUUCUAACGGCCACUUAACGGCAGGGUUAAGUCAUGCGAGAAAAUGAAACCUGAGGGGUACCUGGUAGAUUACUGAAACAACGAGGGUACCUGGUGAAUUAACUUAAACCUCGGGGGUAUUUCAUGAAAUA